This is a messenger RNA of Aspergillus welwitschiae, 694 nucleotides long. RefSeq lists its product as uncharacterized. NCBI's taxonomy places the organism in Eukaryota, Fungi, Ascomycota, Eurotiomycetes, Eurotiales, Aspergillaceae. The transcript has a single exon. The record is from RefSeq and is a predicted model, not a curated record. The annotation marks the transcript as partial.
GUCUGGGCGUCAGAGCCUGUGCUUGGAUACCAGGUUGCCAAAACAGCGUACAAACCGGACUAUUGGUCUUGUAAGAAUCAUGUGUAACAACGCCUACGACCAAUGAAGUACGUAUCUCUCCCUGUCAUAAAAGUCAGGGGUGCAACACUGAAAGGAAUGGAGGGACGCGGAUGGGAAUCGUGCACUGUUCCGCAAGCGUGUACAGAACAUGGUAUAUUAUCAUCAUAGACAGAGCUGGAGGUGCCUGCCAGGCGAUAUGGUCAAUUGCUUGAAUGCAUAGUCUGCCGGCAUCUAGACUUACGAUUCCUCCCGAAGAGGCAGGCGUUGUUCUUGCUGAUCCAUACGCUGGCUCAACGCGUACGGUUCCUGUGCGUUGCACUGGUAUGCGACUGCAACUCACAUUUCUGAUGGCCUCACAACUGUGGUCUGAGACGAGGGGCAGCAAGGCCCCCAGUGGAAUUUGCACGGAUACCAUGUCUUAUCUCGAGCCGUUGAAACUAGAUUGCCAAUUGUUCGCUGCAUUCGGUAGCAAUUUCCACAUUCAAGGCGGUUGCACAGUUCAACAAUCCAAGAACCCACACAGGGAGUUCCUGGCCCAAGCCUUUUACAAUGCUGGUAGCAGUGGCUGUGACCGAGCAGAUUCGACAGUGAAAAUUUCAACAAUAUAUAUACUUGCCUAUCCAUCAUAGUGGCU